This is a messenger RNA of Alternaria arborescens, 2142 nucleotides long. RefSeq lists its product as hypothetical. The record is from RefSeq and is a predicted model, not a curated record. Gene Ontology annotation, biological process: copper ion import; iron ion transport; intracellular iron ion homeostasis. Gene Ontology annotation, cellular component: plasma membrane. NCBI's taxonomy places the organism in Eukaryota, Fungi, Ascomycota, Dothideomycetes, Pleosporales, Pleosporaceae. Gene Ontology annotation, molecular function: ferric-chelate reductase activity. The coding region runs from base 1 to 2142 and encodes 713 amino acids. The transcript has a single exon.
AUGAGCCACAACCACAUGUCGAUGGGCUCUAUGGGCAUGUUGCCCGAGCUCACAGAAUGGCCAAAUUUCUACUACGCAGUAAUAGGGGCAGCAGUAGGCGUCGCAACAAUUUUCAACGUCUACAACUACGUGCUAUACCGCCAAAGAAUGCUUACAAUAAGAGGCGGUUCGCAGACACCCGCAAAGCCGAGGUCAUGGUUCCCUCUUGGAAACGCGACACUCUUCGCAUUAACGCGCGAAGCCUCUAACUUCUCUCUCCACAUACCACUAAAGGGUCGCGUACUCAGAUUACCAACAGUCGGUCGAUCGUCCUUGGUUGCAGCAAACGUAGUAGUCCUAGUCGUCCUAUGUUUGUACGGCUUCGAUGUGACGGACCAGUUCAGUAUGGAAAAUAUUGGCUUCCGUUGCGGUGUGGUUACGAUCGCCCAACUACCUAUCAUCGUCCUACUAGCGGGCAAGAAUAAUGUAAUAGGGUGUCUUAGUGGUGUCAGUUAUGAACGUCUCAAUUGGCUUCACCGGUGGUGCGCUCGAUGUAUGCUUCUCACAGCUACUAUGCACAUGGGGUACUUCUUCAGUGCCUGGGCACCGUACGACUACAUUGGCUACCAACUCAAGAACAACAAGAUUGUGUGGAAAGGCCUUGCCGCCUGGUGCACGCUGGCGUGGAUCGUCUUCAGCUCUAUGACACCCAUUCGUGGCUGGAACUACGAAAUAUUCGUUAUCCAACACAUCGUCUCCUUUGCGGUAUUCCUUGCGUUCGUUUACAUUCAUACCCCUAUCGAGAUGAACGGCUAUGUUUGGGCACCCGUUGCCUUUUUCCUGUUUGACCGUGUCUUCCGCGCGCUCCGACUACUAUACAUCAACACAUCCUUCUUCCAUCCAUCGUUGAAGAAGCGGGGCCAGAUCGAUGGCUUCUGGGUAUGCAAAGCUGAGUUCACACCUCUUCCACACAACACCACACGUAUCGUUGUCACCAAUCCUCCUAUCAGCUGGACCCCUGGCCAGCAUGUAUACCUAUCUUGCCAUUCCCUAGUACCACUCCAAAGUCAUCCAUUCACCGUGGCAUCGAUCCCAGAAGAUGGAAAGAUGGAGUUCUACGUCAAGGCUGAAAAAGGCGGGACAAAACGUUUCUUUCGGCAUGCUGAGAGAUCUGGCAGUCUGGUUGGAGUGACUGCGAAAGCCAGGAACGUGACCAUAGAAGGCCCCUAUGGCACUUUGAGACCACUUCGUCAAUUUGACAGCGUCGUUCUCCUAGCGGGCAGCACUGGUGGAACCUUCACCCUUCCGCUCCUACGCGAUUUACUCCAAGGCUGGAAGGAGAACGCUCGUGAUAGUCCAGACAGCACUUCAUUCUUGAAAGCGCCAACUGGCGCCGUCACACGACACCUUCGCUUCGUAUGGGUCGUCAAGAGUAGAGGCCAACUCAGUUGGUUCUCUAAGCAACUUUCCUCCAUAUAUACCGAGUUCGAAGCGCUGCAAGAAACACUUCGCGAUAUCAAGCUCGAGAUGACGGUGUACAUCACCUGCGACGAAUCCUUCACCGAAGAGCACAUUUCUUUACUCUCGGGUGUGACAGCACCCAACACGAACGCAGCACAGCAGCAGAAGGAGCCCAAGCACGGCGCAGUGCAGUAUAGAUCGCCUCAACAGAUGACAACAGAAAGCAGCACGACAAAGUCAGAGAAGGAGGGUUAUCAAGAAGUCGCAUCUCUCAAUUCUGAAAGCCUCGAUGUCCAACAAACGUCCUGUGGUCCGAACGGCACAUGCUGUUGCCGCGCUGCCAUCGACGAAUCGGAGUCUUCUCCAGCCGGCAAAACCGUAUGUGCCUGCUCGAAACCCAAAGCCAAUGCAUCAUCUCGUCCCACUUCCUUCGUACCUUCUACUCCAUCUUCUCUUGAACCAAGUAAGAAGGUUGUCGUACAUCCUGCGAUAGCGGUAUACUCGGGUCGACCAAGAACACGCGAUAUUAUACGCAGGUCAUUGGAACAGGCGCUGGGAGAGAGUGCAGUGGUGGUGUGUGGGCCGCAGGGCUUAGUGGCGGAUGUGAAGCAAGAUGUCGUUUGCUUGAGCGAUGAAAGGGCAGUGCAUAAAGGAACGGGCGCGCAAGGCAUAUACCUGCAUACCGAGAGCUUUGGAUGGUGA